Molecule: messenger RNA, 1512 nt
Organism: Lutzomyia longipalpis
Lineage: Eukaryota; Metazoa; Arthropoda; Insecta; Diptera; Psychodidae
Exons: 3
Coding region: 56-415 (119 amino acids)
Source: RefSeq, a predicted model, not a curated record
GACGUCUUUGCAUAUUAAAUUAGAUUUUGCAAAAAAUUUAAAGUAGACACAAAAAAUGUGCAGAAAGUGGAUUAUUUUGGCAAUUUGUGUGAGUAUUUUAGCUUCAACUGCCUCUGGACGACUUUUCAAUCGACGAGCGAGGGCGCGUGCAAGAUUGGCCAACAGACUAAUUGAUGCUGCUUUUGAAGGAAAAUGCCCACUCUGUGAUUCCUCCGUCUAUGGGUACUGCUCAGACCGGCUCUUCCACGAUGCCUGCUGCUGUGACCGACCUACAUUCACAGGAGGGCUUGGUCUUGGUGGAGGAGGAGGAUCAGGAAUUUAUGGUGCCUCAUGCUAUUACGCAGAUUGUUCGUUCUUGUACGCAAAUUCGUGCUAUGAGCAUGACCUCAUAACGAAUUGCUGUUGCAACCAAUAAUAAAACUUCGUAUUAGUGCAUUAAAAUGAACACUUAGAGAUAUUUUAUUGAAUCAUUCUUCUUCAUUAUUUUCCAAAGAAAUCUUCAUCAUUCAGUGAGUUGCAUUCCUCGGGGUUGUGAGGGUGAUCUCAGUGCGGAGAUGAUCCUGUUUACUCGGUGAGUUUCUCAAUGAGAGCAUUAGCGAGUGUCUUGUCGCCGAUGAUUUCAAUUUUGCCCUGAGACACGGCUUCUGGGAUGGCGAUCUGCUUGGUGCCGAUGAGGAAGAAUUCCUCAUCUUCAACGUUGAGAGUCACAUCGGGAUUGUCCACGACACCAUCGCUGACUUUGAGGCCCUUCAGAUCGACAAUGUAGUUGUGCACACCAUCAGCGGCUUUAAUGUUGAGCUGGAAGAUACCGAGAACUUUCCUGGGUCCAUUGGGAUCAACACCAGCCACACGGGUCUUAAUCCUCUCAAUGACGGGAUCGGAUUUCAUCUUUGCUUCUCACUUCACUGAACAAUCAACACUUCUCUGCACAAAAUCCCUCAAGCGUCUGAACUCAUGAGCACUCCAGGGUGGCCCUUAAAUACUUGCCCACAGCACAGCCUAUCAGGUUGGCGAUAAGAGGCCGCAAGUGUUGCCGAUCCAUGUGCUAAUCCAGCCAGCUUUAGUUUGUCUUUGGCUGGGCUAAUCUCGUCGACAUGGGACCAACGGGAGCAUCUUAUCCGGCCUUUUAGAUUAAGGCGGGUGGUGUGUAGUGUGCGUCAAAUCUCAAUCGUGUGAUCCCGUGUCUGAUGGUCAACCAGCUGUGGAAGUGCAAGAUGUGGACUUUCUCCCCAUGCUGCCAAGUAAAAUACUUAAAAAAUAAUUAUCUCAGAGCUUUCAAGAGCUAUUUAUUUCAAAGAACUUAAAAUUUCAAUUUUCCUCUAAAAUUAUUCUUCAAUGAGUCUUUUUUUAUCAAAGAAAAUUGAAUUGAUUUUUGCCCUUCAGCUAAAUUAUUUAAUUAUGUUUAAGAUUAGAGAUCAUGUGAAGAGUGAUAAGGGAAACUUUUGGUAAAUAUGUUUUCUUGACUAAUCACUGCAUCUUAUCUACAAUAAAUGAACUUUCAAAAUGAGAAAA